Molecule: messenger RNA, 1498 nt
Organism: Zootermopsis nevadensis
Lineage: Eukaryota; Metazoa; Arthropoda; Insecta; Blattodea; Termopsidae
Product: E3 ubiquitin-protein ligase RNF170
Molecular function (GO): ubiquitin protein ligase activity
Source: RefSeq, a predicted model, not a curated record
ACCUUGUUCCUUGGUUGCUCUGUUCAUUUGUUUUUAUUUUCGUUAUUAAAUCGACGGAUUUACUGGCAUAAUCACUUCAUAAAUCGUUCUGAAGAAAAUAAUGUUUUCUUUGUGGUUUAAUAACGAAAAAUAACCGAAAUAACGAGGUCUACAACAUUGUUUACAGGAGACCAAUUGUCACCAAUUUCCAUUAUUGAUACCAAGUUUCUCCCAACAAUUGUGCUAAUAAGUCUGUGCCACAGUUAUAGUACGCAGAAAGUGAUUGUUAUCUGUGCUUCCUACAACGUAAAAUGAUGUAAAAAGUGUAGUUUGUUUAUAUCCCCAGAUAUAUUCCGGAUCGUACAGUGAAUACCGUUCUUUAAGAGUUGACCUUCAGUUUCAGUUAAAAGUGCCAGUUUAGAACUUUGACUUUGUCUUUAAUCCAUUUGGCAAUGUCAUCAGAUUACAUAUAUGGAAUCGGAAAUGAGGUGCUAACAGUUGCGGUUAUUUUUAUAAUUGGUGUUCUUCCACUGCUUGUCUUUGCCGUACGAAAAAUAGAUUGGAGCGGUCUGUUGAACUCACUUGGGACACAUAACUGGUGGAUAUUUUCUGAUCAGCAUAAUGGCCCUCCACCUACUGUUACAAACAUUCAAGAGAUUGGAAAUCACAUUGAAAAUGUUCAGCCUGGUGUACCUCAAAUUCCCAGUCGAACAUAUAAUCCGGAACGCUGUCCAAUAUGCUUACAUGAACAUCAGAUGGCUCUGGAGACCAACUGUGGGCAUCUCUACUGCGGAAACUGUCUUCGCAUGUACAUAUAUAUGAAUGAUGUGAUGUCACGCAUAUCCUGCCCCAUGUGUCGCCAACAGAUUUCAGUUCUCUUCGUUUGUUUCACGGAGCGAGAAUUACAAGCGUCUCCAGCAUCAACAGCUGGUGCUCAGAUACAGCUUCUGUAUCGUAUGGUAGAAGAAUAUAACCGUAGUUUCUCUGGUGCACCUCGCUCGUUUAUGGAAAUGGUUCGUGAUUGUCCAACGCUAAUCCGGCAUCUUUGGAAUGAAUUCUUUUCUGUUGGAGGUUUGAUGUUAAUGUUUAGAGUUAGAAUAGUGCUGUGUUUCUUGGCUGGACUGAUGUACUUAUUUUCACCUUUAGACAUCAUUCCAGAGGCUGUGUUUGGUGUUUUGGGUUUGUUAGAUGACUUAUUUGUUGUUUUUCUCUUGGCAAUAUACAUUAGCAUCAUUUAUCGAAGAUCGGUGGUGAGUCGGACGAUGACCAUGUGAUGAAGCUACCUCUGUUAUUUAAGAGAUAAAACACCUGUGAUAUUGAGAUUAAUUUGUAUAUUCUAAUCAUUUUAUCUUAUGGUAUCUUAAUGUGUAGGACAUGAAAAUGCUCCUUAUACCAUUUGGUCAGUUGAAUCUUUGUUGUCUCAGCAUUAUUUUCCUUAUUGUAAGAGGAUAGGAAUGUUACUAUGUUUGCCAGCGAUUCUAAACAGAGCAAGAUUGAUAUAUACGCAAGAUGUGUUGAA